AUGAAGGGGGUAAUUCUCAAAGGAAUAAAUGAACUUGUUUUUAGCGAAAGUUUAACAAAACCGACAUUAGAAAAAUGUAAAAUACAAAACCAAGGAAAUGAUUUAUUAUUAAAAGUAUUAUCAGUAGGAAUUAAUAGAAUAGAUUUAUUAAUAAAAGAAAAUAAAUAUCCCAAAUUCCCUAUUGGAAAAUCUCUAGGGUUAGAAAUUAGUGGUAUUGUUGAAGAAUCUAAUAGCAAUAAAUUUAAAAAAAAUGAUAUUGUUUGUUCAUUAUUAAAAUAUAAUGGAUAUAAUGAAUAUGUGCUAGCUAAUUCUAAACACACAAUGAAAAUCGAUUCUGAUAAAAUAUCUAUGUUUGAAGCAGCAAGUAUACCUGAAAGUUUUUUAACAGCAUAUAAAUUAAUUUAUUAUACCGCUAGAUUCCCACUAAUAAAUAAUAAUGAUAAUAAAAUUGUAGAGAAUAAAGAAGGAGACAAAAAUAAUACAACUUUUACAUACACACCAAUAUCAGAAAAUUGUUAUUAUUAUUAUAAACAAUUUAGUAACCAAAUUUAUGGAAACUAUUUUGGAAAAAAUGAAGUAAAUGUUCUUGUUUAUGGAGCAUUAAGUAGUGUUGGAAUUAAUUUAUUACAACUAUUAAAUUACGAAAAAAAAAGAAAUAUUAUGAACAUUAAUAAAAUUAUUGCAAUUACAUCAAAUCAAACAAAAGCAAAAGUUGCUAUGGAAUUUGGGGCUACUGAUUAUGCUUUCCAUAAUGAUGAAAAUUUUGUUGAAAAUAUUUUAAAUAUUUCAAAAAAUAUAAAUUUAAUUUUUGAUUGUGUUGGAGGUGGAAAAAUAUUUGAAAACAAUUUAAAAAUAUGUACUAAUGAUACAGUUUGGAUUUUAUAUGGUCUAUUAGGUGGGCCCAAAGUACCAAGUUUUAAUUUAGCACAUUUAUUAACAAAAAGAAUUAUUUUAUUAACAUCAACACUUUAUGAUAGAACAGAUAAUUAUAAAGAAGAACUAAUACAUUCUUUUCAACAUCAUAUAUUACCACUAAUUUAUAACAAUACCCUAAAAUUUUGUAUUCAUAAAGUAUUGCCAAUAGAGCAAAUUGAAGAAGCUCACCAUAUUAUUAAGAAUAACCUCAAUAUUGGAAAAGUUGUUUGUAAAUUUUGA
This is a messenger RNA of Plasmodium yoelii, 1155 nucleotides long. RefSeq names its product quinone oxidoreductase, putative. NCBI's taxonomy places the organism in Eukaryota, Apicomplexa, Aconoidasida, Haemosporida, Plasmodiidae. The transcript has a single exon. The record is from RefSeq and is a predicted model, not a curated record. Gene Ontology annotation, molecular function: oxidoreductase activity. Bases 1 to 1155 code for a protein of 384 amino acids.